Molecule: messenger RNA, 2432 nt
Organism: Salvelinus sp. IW2-2015
Lineage: Eukaryota; Metazoa; Chordata; Actinopteri; Salmoniformes; Salmonidae
Product: solute carrier family 25 member 32-like
Biological process (GO): folate import into mitochondrion; nucleotide transport
Cellular component (GO): mitochondrion
Molecular function (GO): FAD transmembrane transporter activity; folic acid transmembrane transporter activity
Source: RefSeq, a predicted model, not a curated record
GCGGCAGUCAUCUUCAAGUUGGAAAGUCGGAGUUCAAGCAAGGGGCCCGAGUUCCCGGCUUGGAAUUCUGAGUUGGAUGACCGUUCAAAACGAUUUUUCUCAAGCGGAGCUCGUUCCCAGUUGUCUUGAACUUACUGAAGUCGGAAACCUCCAGUUGGUUUGAACGCGGCAUAACUGCUGCGAACGAGUCAUUGGAAAGGUCGUGCCAGACAGAAAUGUAGCUUGUCCACAUGACAAAAACGUGGGUCACUAAAACGUUUUAAAAUAUGAUGUGAUUACUUCAAGUAUGUGCCUUUUGGAUUCCGGGAUUAGAUUUUACUGUAGCAUGAUACCGUACGCGUUCUGUUGAAUAACAUCUGAAUAAUCAAGUAGCUGACGUUAACUUCUAGCUAAAUUCACAGAAUAACUAGCUAAACAUGAGUCCUGUUGCUUCAAAUCAAGAGACAGCUGCAACAGGACUUCCUGCUCCUGGUUCUUCGGGAUCCCCUGGAAGUAGCACACCUUUCUCCAUAACUGAAUAUAUCCAGCAAGUCUACAGCCAUGUCAAAAUAGAGAAUUUGGUUGCAGGACUCAGUGGAGGAGUCGUGUCAACACUGGUGCUUCACCCUCUUGACCUAGUCAAAAUCAGGUUUGCAGUGAGUGAUGGACUGGACUUGAGACCAAAAUAUAAUGGCAUUAUCCAUUGUUUGAAAAAUGUGUGGCAGCAGGAGGGGGUUCGUGGACUCUACCAAGGAGUCACCCCAAAYAUCUGGGGUGCUGGGGCAUCAUGGGGACUCUACUUUUUCUUUUACAAUGCCAUCAAGGCGUACACUAAGGAAGGCCGUCAUUCUGAACUGAGUGCAACAGAACACCUGCUGUCAGCCACCCAAGCAGGUGUAUUGACUCUCACCCUAACCAACCCUAUCUGGGUGACUAAGACUCGCCUGGUGCUGCAGUAUAACGCUGAUCCCACCAGGAAACAGUAUAAAGGGAUGAURGAUGCACUGGUGAAGAUCUACCGGCAUGAGGGGAUACCUGGACUGUACAGGGGGUAUGUUCCUGGUUUAUUUGGCACAUCACACGGGGCAUUGCAGUUCAUGGCCUAUGAGGAGCUGAAGAGAGACUACAACAAAUACAAGAAAAUGCCUUCAGAAGCUAAACUGAAUGCAUUGGAAUACAUCACAAUGGCAGCUCUAUCCAAAAUAUUUGCUGUGGCUACCACAUACCCUUACCAGGUGGUGCGGGCUCGCCUGCAGGACCAGCAUAAUAAGUACAAUGGAGUCCUGGAUGUGGUCAGGAGGACAUGGAGGAAUGAGGGAGCUGUAGGUUUCUAUAAAGGCAUGGUGCCCAACCUGAUCCGUGUCACCCCAGCCUGCUGUAUCACCUUCGUGGUCUAUGAGAACAUGUCUCGCUUCCUGAUGGGCCAGAAGUGAGGAGGACUAAGGAGACAGCCAUGGAAGGACCACAAAUAGGAAGGGACUCAGACAGUGUAUGUGGUGCUAGAUAAGAUAAGCCAUGAACUGAAGUCUCCAGAACUGUCACAGCAGGUAACUGGACAACUGGAGCGGACAUAUCACCUGGAUACACUUCUGGCAGCCGAGUCAAAACAACCAUAAAGUAACUCCUAAAGCAUGUGGUGGAAUUAGAUCUUAUUACCACUAUGAAAAACCAGGACUCGCGUCUAUCGUAUGCAAUUGAGGUUUGGCAUUCUCAGAGACAUGAUGUUGACAAUGCUGGUAAUUAAAGACUGGUCUCUCUGUCUCUUGGAUGCAUCACAGAAGAACAGACCUCACUGGAGGCACUGUACAGGAUGUGGGUGUGAAACAUCAAAGAAAAAAUCAACCAUUCUUUCAAUGCUGCUGGCUGUGGUGUGUGUGUGUGUUAAAGAGCAUACCUGCUAUUUUCAGGGUACUAAUGUACCCCCAAUUUGUUUUAAUUUAACUUAUUGGCAUCAUACUGUAGUGCAUGUAAACCUUCAUGUUGAUUAUGUCAUAGGAAAUGAUCACAGAAGACUGAUUGCACUGUUCAACAUCUUUGAAAUAUUGUUAAUUUCAGAAGUCUUCAUCUGAAAUAUCAGUGUUGAAUUGGCAUUAGUCCAUUUCUUUCAGGUAAAAUAUUCUAUUCAAGUUUCAACCUUUGUUGCUUUUGUAUUUGUUAGCUUUUUUUUGUUUCAGAUUACAUUUUACAGCUGUUCUGUGUUCACGUGUCAUUUGGAAAAAGGGAUCAGCACAUGCAUUUCUUUAUGAUUUCACCUGGUGUUAUGAUUUUUAUGAAUAAUGACUAAAUGAUGUAUACAUUUAACRUAGAACUAUAACUAACAGAAUUCUACCCUGUCAYUGUAUGAUUGUAUGAMAUKUAUUARAAUCAUAAAUCUAUAAAUCUGAUGUGUGUAGUUUUAGUCAGAAUUAGAACAAGGACUUUUUGUUCCUUUUUAGUAUGUAAGCAGGGUGCAA